UCCAUCGAAUAAAUCAAAUAAACCGUGCAGCGGCGCAGUCCAACUGUUGGACAAAAUUCCCCAAAACAAAGCACCGCCAUGGGCAGGAGAGGAGGAGGAGGAGGAGGAGCUCAAAGGGCGCCAAACAUCUCAUUCGCGUCUACCAAUAACAUAUCACUGAGAGAAGAACUGACCGGGAAAAAGCAGACCAAGGGCGGCUUCUCCAUCAAUGCCAAGGCCGCGCUGAAGCUCGAGCACUUGCAGAGACUUGCUGUGUGGACUGGCGCGGAGACUUCUGUUCCUUCUUUGGGUGCAUUCUUUGGGUGCACCUUGGCCGCUGCCCAAGAGGCCAUCGGUGUGCCCCCUAAACCUUCUCUCUUCCCUUGCCAGAGAUGUGAAACAGUUCUUCAGCCUGGCUUCAACUGCACUGUUCGAAUUGAGAAAAAUAGAGCAAAGGUACGACGACGAAGUAAGAAGAUUACUAAUUUCUCUCGAAACAAUGUAGUGUAUACAUGCCACUUCUGUUCACACCGGAAUGUGAAGAGAGGGACUCCAAAUGGACAUAUGAAAAUGAUAUGCCCCCCUAAGGCCAAAACAACUUCGAAUCUAAAACUUAAGUCCAUCUCCAAGAAGUUUAUCAACUCAAAGGAGAUCACAGCAGGUGAUGAGGUUAGUAAAGCGGAGGAGAUAGCUCCUUCCGCAGGCAGAGAGAUUCCUGCAGUCAACACUCUUGCAGGCGAAGGUGAGGUUAGUAAGGCGAAUGAAAUAGCUCCUUCAGCAGGCACAGAGAUUCCUGGCGUGGAUACUCCUGCAACUCCAGCGGUGAAGACUGGAAUUGCUUUGUUGUUGGGAGGGAAGAAGAGAAGGAGAAACAAUUCGGCGACCAAGAAACCAGCUGAACGUGAGAGCAGUCCCACCUCAAUAGCUGAAAACACAACUAGCACGUCAAACAAAAGGAGGAGAAAAUCAUGGACCAGUUUGAAGGAGAUUGCUAUACGCAGUGAUCACAAUAACAUCCGAAAAAUCAGUUUGAUUUGACAAUCCCUUUCGAUGGCCCAGGAGUGCAUAACAAUUUUGUAGUUCGGUAGAUCAAAUUUCGAAUGAUAUGAAAUAGCAUGUUGAUUCCAUGUUGAUUCUUUGAUUGAAGGAGAAGGGAGUUUGCCUGAAAUGAAGCCUGCUGCACGAUAAGAACCCACUGAAUAAUUCUACCAAGUUGUUCCGAGUCAACUAGGAGGAGACAUAAAGCAAAGCAGGACGAAGAAAGCAGGUCGAAGAUAGAAAUUUAGGAGUCGUUUGAUAAUUAUUUGUUUUUUAUUUAUUUUAGUUUUCAAAGUGAAAACGAUUUGAAAUAGUUUUUUAUUUGCUUUUUGUGUAACCCUUAUUUAUUUAUUUAUUUAUCUCGUCUGCCAUUUUUCC
Molecule: messenger RNA, 1395 nt
Organism: Malus domestica (apple)
Lineage: Eukaryota; Viridiplantae; Streptophyta; Magnoliopsida; Rosales; Rosaceae
Biological process (GO): RNA processing
Source: RefSeq, a predicted model, not a curated record